This is a messenger RNA of Paramuricea clavata, 9860 nucleotides long. NCBI's taxonomy places the organism in Eukaryota, Metazoa, Cnidaria, Anthozoa, Malacalcyonacea, Plexauridae. The record is from the annotation of a GenBank genome assembly.
UACAAACAUCCGUGCACAUAUGAUGCUAUGCAUCAUAUACGCGUAGGUUUGUAUGACUAGUACCCAGAUUCCAUUGAAUACCCAUCCUACUCGUCCUUGAAAUAAAUUCUUCCAAUAUGGCGGACGCGCCGAAAUCUGGAGAUGGAAGAACUGUUCGAUUUAAGACUCGAGAAAUGGCAGAAGAUCGUAUUGCGGCAAAAAUUGAAAAAAUCUUAAAAGAUGGUAAAGAUUUUCGCAAGCCAAGGACAAGAAAAAAAAAAGAAGGCGUCGUAAGAUUUCUCGAUAAUUGUGGAAGACCAAUUCCUGGGAGACGUCGCCGUCAAAGUGGGCAGAGACGACGUCUAGAAACUAGAAAGGGGAAUCCAUUAGAAACUUGCCAUGGUAAAGUACAUUAUUCAUAAUGUUUAUGUUCGUGGUGAAUUGUUUAACUCUAGUUGUAGUAAAUACUGUAUUAUACACUGACUGUGACCCAUGCCACUGACCUGUACGUUUAAUAUAAAAACUGUGAUCACCAUAUUAUGUAUUUAUGUAGAUAUACCUGCAAUGGAUGGGGAUAAUUUUGAAACUAAUCCUGAUGAGGCAGAGAGUUUACAGAAUAUUGAUCAGUCACCAACAGGUAUCAGAUCUGUUUAUUAGCAAUUUAUUUAGCAAUUUAUUAGUAUUUUAAUAUAUAGCAAUUCAAAUUUCAAAUUAAAUAAUAUAUGAAUAUUAAUUACAGUAUUUAAGUCAGUUUGUUUAUAUAUCAGUUUGUGUUUGAUGUAGAGAUGUACAUGUAUGUGAUUAGCAAAGCUGUGUAAUUUUAAUAUGUAGAAUUUGUUUAAAGUUCAUCAAAUACUCACAACACCAAGCACAAAUGUUGGUCCUUAGAAAUAAAGUAUAUUGUGUUCCCUUUUUCCAGAUGAUGAUUUAUCAAUAUUAAUUGAAGAGUGUGAAAAGUUACUCGAAGUGGAGAAAAUCAACAAGCAGCAAAAUAAAUGUAAUUGGAAAAAGAGAAUGGAAAAUUUAUCAACUAAUUGGGAAUCAUGUCGGCAAAAUAUUUUUGACACUGUGUUAUCUUCUGCUGCUGCUAACAUUGAUACCUGCUCUAGAUGUUUAGUAAACAAGUGUGUCAUAUAUUGUCAAGAGUGUCCUGAUCCAAAGAGCUUAUGUUCAGCAUGUGAUGAAGAAGUCCAUCACAAAUAUCCAUUGCAUGACCGAAAUGGGAUUUAUAAUGGUUAUUAUAAAGCUCUUCCACCAAAAUUAUCAGUCACAUGUGAUGGACAACAUAAAACAAUAAGUAUGUAUCCUACUUUGUAUUGUGUUACACUGGUAUAUAAUCGGAGUAGUCUGUCUGUCUGUCUGUCCAUAUAUAUAUCCAUCCAAUCACAUACAUAUGUAUAUAAUUAUAUAUGUGUGUGUGUGUAUGGGUGCAAAUGUGUUAUUUUGUUGACAAUUUUUACGCUUUGUACAUUUUUGUAGACCGCCCAUUUCCCCCACAUAUAGAACAAUGCCCGUCUUGUAAAUCUGUUGGCACAAUGGUUCCAGUUGCAACUGAAAGUCAGUGCAUUGUUAUUACCAUUAAAGGUACUAAGAAAUAAUUGUAUGACAUUGAUGAUAUGUACAUUAUUAUGUUGUAACAUAAUGGCCUUAAAAUCAAUGAAAUGAAACAUCAGAAACAAUUAAAAAUUUAAUCUGAAUGAUUGUACAAUAAAUGAAAUUAUAGGCCUUAAAAUAUCGGUUGGUGACAAACAUUUUCUGACGCAUUUGUGAAAUUGUCCAACGUGGAAAGAAAAUCACCGAACAUUCUGUCUGACAGAAGAGAAAUUGAGGUUUAUUAUUUGUCCGACUUAUAAAUUAUAUAAUGUAUAAGUGUAAAGAAAAUCUUGAACUAUGGACUGGUAUGAUCUAUCCAUAAUUCAAAUUUUAACUUCGGAUGAAUUUAGCUUAAAAGAUAUAGUGUGUGAUUAAUAUAUGUAAUUUUUUUUCUUAUGUGCCAACUUUAAGUUUUUAGAUGUUUUUAUUGUCCUACUGUACUUCUGUUAAAUUGGCAAGCAAAGUCACCAUGUUAAGCAAAAAUAUUUCAGAACCAAACCCAAAAUUAAGACCAUCGGACAUCAUUUUAAAAAUGUUUGACCCAGUCACAAAGACAUAGGGCAUUUUGCCAGAUGGCUAUGCUGCAUGACCGAUAUUUUUAGGCCUAAUUUUUUUGUGUUGGUGUUGUGUACUGAGGUGAAUAUGAUGUUACUCUGAGUGUGUAUCCACACCGGGCAAGCUUGAACAAUAUACAGUACCUGGCCACAGUGGGAAUUGAACCUAUGACCUUUGGAAUACUAGCCCAAUUUUUAGGCCUGGUUGUAAUGUGAAAUCUUUUUGAGAAGAACUGUACGGUGAAUAUUUAACAUUUAAAUUGGUUUCCCUCCUUAUGAAUUGGUGGGAACUAUGUCAUAAUAAACACAGCUUUCUGUGAACCAUAGGUUUUAUCAAACUCCACUGGUUUCAGUAAGAUACCGGCCUUUUAAAGUACCAUCUCUGCCAAUCUCAGACAAAACAACUGCAGAUGUACAAAUGAGUAUUAAAAGGGAUUAUAUUUAAUAGGAAUUGAUUUAUUGAAUAACAUGUGAAUUAAAGUUAAUUAACAAACAAACCCAAAUUAUGAGAAUAAUAAACAGGAAAGAGAUUUUAAUGUUGCUAAAAGACAAGUCUUUACUGUAAUAAAUGCAAUGAUGAUUAACUGUUUUACUGAAAAUCCACUAUACAUUUUUAAAUUUCAAACAAUUCUAUACCGUUAUAAAUGUUUGUUGUUGUCCUUGUUGUUAUAAUUCUUAAUUUCAUAGUGUUGUACAGUUGUUGUUGGAACUAGUUGUUUAUAUAUUGUUGAUUUGAUGUAUUAUUGCAGGCAGGUUUGAUUUGGACAAAGUGGAUUUCAAUUGCUCUGCUUGCCAGUGUUUGUGGUCGCCUUGGUCCUUGGAAAGUGUCAUCAGAUUUGGAUUUUGGCCUGGGAGUCCCAGUAACAUUAUCCACAUCUUUGAUGCAAAUUUAUUGAAGCAAUGGGAUUUGAUGCAGAAACGUAUGCCGGGAGUAUCUGAAAGGUCUUUUCUAAAAUCAUUAGAAGAUUAUUCUUUGGAAAAGGGAAGGGUAUGUUACUUAAAUUAACCCAUCAGGGUGCAUAAUCUUCUUGCGCUUAUCAUUUCUGUGAAAUAAAUGUGCCCUUGCCCCGGCUGUGUGAUAUAAGCUAUUUUACUACUGUAAGUAUUUUUAAGAAUUUUAUUUUAGGUCAUGAAUAUGUAAAACUGGCCAGAGGUCUCCCUUUGAUGAGUGAAAUCUUCUGCCUUUAGAUUAAUUAAAAUGAUAAAGGGUGAUCAUUGUCUAAAUUGGUUCAUUGCCGCCAUUGCCCCUUAAUGGGUUAAACCACAUUGGGGUUAAACCACAUGGGUUAAAUUGUAUUUUUUAUCUGAUUAAUUGAAUUAAUGAAAGGAAGGGACUAUCAAUCCAACUACAUUUGGUAGUUCGUUUCGAGAGUGGAAGUAUUGUAAGUAUGAGCUGGAUCAGUUGAUGGAAAAGAACUUCAUGGAAUGCCCUUGCUGCAAUGAAAAUCAACAUUCUGCUCAUGUUGAUGCCAACAUGAAGCUGUAUCGUUUCAAGUCUGCUGGAAAGUAUGUGCUCAGCUAGUGAAAGUAUUAUUAAUUGAUGAUUCCCCUUGUUACGUUUUCAUACAGUACGGCCCUAAUGAAAGUUAACCAUUCUCGCUCGAUGCUAUCGAGGAAAAUGUUUCGAGUAUCGAGAUCUCGAAACCCACUCGAUAAAAAUUCUCGCUCGCUCGAUAGGCUUCUCGAAACGCGCUUCGCGUUACUCGAUACACAAGAAUUUUGCGAGAAGCGAGAAAUCUCGAUGCAAACAUUCUCGAGAAUUCUCGUAACAAGAAAUCUCGAUGCAUCAUGCAUUCACGAGAAUUCUCGCAGCGCUAUAAUGCGUGUAAAAUUUUUCGCAAGAAGUAACGUUGCUUCGCAUGUCCGUGCGAAAACACGGAGUAAACUGAAAAUAACAAUACAGAGGCAAUUCUUGACUGAUCUUUAAGGACAACAUUAAAAUCCAGAACAUUAAAAUCCACAAUCAAUAUUUUGAAAUAAAGACGAAAUACAAUCUACGAAUAAUAAGUAUUAUUUUACCUACAGUAGUGCUUUGUAUUGUGGUUAUAGUGGUAUCACUGAUAUUCAAGAUGGCUUAUUUUUUGUCCUGACCCGUGCAAGAACUUUUUAAAAAAGCUAGGGUCAGGUACAAACAGCAAAAUAUUCGCGAAAACAUUCAAUAUUUUCAUUCGAGGCCGCUAUCUUUAUCAGUGAUACCACUAUAACCACAAUGCAAAGCGCUACGAAAACGUAAUAAAGGGAAUCAUUAAUUGCUUUGUUUAUUUUGUUGAUUUGUUAUUUGUCUGUACAAUUUUAUUUUAGUUUGUUUCGUUUUAUUUUUUUGUUUAAUUUGGUUUACAGUAUCUUUAUUUUAUUUAUUUUUAUUUAUUUUUAUUUUAUUAGAGAGCACAGUGAGUCAUACUACAAAGAAUGUUUUAUUGCAUCUAAAACUAAAGUUGAUGCUCACAUCCAGGAUGUGUACAAGAACCCAACACAGGAGGUAAUAAUAUAUAUACUUUACUGUCGUUGCAAUAAAAAUGUUGAUAAAAUAUUGCACCAAUUCCUUUCCUCAAGUUAAUCAAUUCAUUUGAUAGAAAAUUGAUCAACUUCCUGUUACUUCUACAUAAGCCAAUUAGAUUUCGUUUCAGAACCGAUUGACCAAUAGGAAACGCGCAGGAAGUAGAAAAAUAAAUUUGAAUUUGUAUGAAUUGAUCAACUUGAGGAAAUGAAUUGAUGCAAUAUUUUAUCAGUAAUACUGUACCACUGUCUGAUUUAAAAACCUUGCUUCUGUAUGAUAAGCCCUAUUUACACCAUCCUCAGUUGUUGGUACAGCACAGAUAAAUUGCUACCCGUACCAAAUGUAUCUGUGCUCGGCCUUUGUAAAUAGGUAGUUGGAAUCGAAAAAAACGAAGCUUUAAUUGUUUGUUGCAAUUGUUUGUUGUGUACCGUAAAUAUAUGUCACUGUGAUGAGGGUCAUUGUAAUUAGAAUUAUGUUCAACUUAGGAAAUUGAAAGCAGCAGCAACAAUAUCUGUGGGGCAUCAACAUGGCGUGCUGCAGCAAACAACCUCAAGCGAAAAAAAGGUUUAGAUGAAACUGGGUUAGAGAUGGUUGCGUGUCGUCAUGCUGUUGCCCAACAUGCUGUCAACAUGUACUGUGGAGAAAUGUAUGGUUAUGCCCAUUACUUGCAGACAAUAUCUUUAUCCCCUAAGAAUGUACUGUAUUUUUGGUACGAUGUUAUCUGCAAAUAUUGGCCAUGGCUAACAACCCACGAUCCCAGAGCUUCUCAGUCAAUGAAACCAGCAUUGUCAGUGAUGCAUGCUAAAGCACACUCCUGGUCAUGUCAGGUAAUUUACACCUUGUAUUAUCCAAGUUGUUUCAAACAUAGACUAAGACGUAUAAAAAGAUACAUAAAAAUUACCAAUAAAAAUUAUCUAUGAUACCAAAAAUAGAUAUUUACAUUAUUAUAUUUAAAUUUGUAGGUAUUGUGGGGUGGUCGUUGGCAGGAAGGGGCUUGCGGGACAACUGGAGAAGAGGUUGAGUUGGUCAACAGUCAUUUCUCACGACUUGGUACCACGACGAAACACAUGCUUCCUGAAAGUAAGAUUUGGGUUUUCUUAUUCUGUAUAUGGCAUAAUAAUUGUUACAUGUAUAUGGGGCUGUAUGGAAUGUGCACAUAAGAUAUCAAUUUUUGGUAUUUUUUUAUCAGAAGGCCAGUUAUAUAGUUACCUAUAAAAAAUAGUUUAUACGAUCCAUGUAUAUAUGUACAUGUACUGUAUAUAUAAAAGGUAAGGACCUCUUAAACAACUGUAGUUUUGUAUGGUAUGGUCUAAAGAUUUUUUCUCUAGGGAGAGAAGAGUUGUUGACUGAGCAUGCCAUUUCUUGGAACAAAAGAAAAAUUGUUGGAUUACCAACUUCAUUGUUAAAGUGUUAUGCCAAGGUUGGAUUCUGAAUACAUGUUUGUUAAAUUGUUUAAUAUCACUGUGUUACUGAAUACAUACAUUUAUUAAUUCAGUUAUGAGCCAACUGAAUUGUUUUCCUUUGUACUACUUUACAACGCAGUACAACAUAUGCAAUCUCAUGCCCAUCAUCUCUCCUGCUGGUUACAAGGUUGCAAUAUAUUAUAUGCUGCAAGUGAUUCAACAUGUAUAUUUAUAAUAUAGCAUUUGUAAAUUCUGAACGCUGAUUGGCUAAGAGCCGUGUUGAUAUAACUCAAUAUCAACACGGGAAAUUUUCCGCCGCUUAUAAACACGGAAAUUUUUCUUAUCCUUCGGGCUUUUGACAUUGCUAUAUUAUAAAAAAGAUAUAAAACAUUUUCCGUGUUGAUAUACAGUUAUAUCAACACUCGUGGAAGUUGGGAAAACUCGAAAUUGUAUGAAAACACUCCGCCCUUCGGGCGUCGUGUUUCCAUACAAUUUCUCGUUUUCCCAAUUCCACUCGUGUUGAUAUAACUGUAUAUCAACACAGAAAAUGUUUUAUAUUUGUUAAAUUGUAUAUACUAUUGUACACAGUCAGUGUUAUUAGAUCAAUUUACGAGAAAAUAGGGCAAGUAUUGUAUGUUUUAAAUGUGUGUACAGGUAUGUACUUGCUUUAAUCCAGGCCAAAUACAAGUGGACAAAAGCUAGACAGGAAAUGGUAGAAUGCUCAGGAGGGAUGACUAUUCAUGAAAUCAACAACAAAAUAGCUAAUUGGGUGGGAGAUGUAAUUGAUGUAGCUAAAGGUAAGGGGAAUGUAGGUUUGUGCAUGUUUACGUGCGAGUAUAUGUGUUUGUUUGUUUGUUGGUUUGUUGGUUUGUUUGUUUGUUAUUUAUUUAUUUUUUUUGUUUUUUUGGUUUGUUUGUUCCGGGGUUUUUUGGUUAUUUUUGGUUUGAUUGUUUGUUUUUAUUUCUUUUUAUUAUUUGAUUUGUUCAUUCGUUUGUUUGUUUGUUUGUUUUUGUUUAUUUAUUUAUACGAUUGUUUAAGAGCAAGAGUUAUGUAACAAACCAGUGCCAAUGUCACCACCGGAAAAAUUCUUUCUUGGCACAUCUUUGGGGCAGAGUAGUAUGUCUGUAGAUGUCAAGUCCACCUGUGAUGCUGUGGCUCUGUUGUAUCCAAGAACUUUUAAAAGUAUUUCAAAAAAGACAGAUAAUGGUAGUCUAGAUGACCUACUGCGAUUGUGCUCACCGGCUAAUGCUAUUACCGCUCAAACCAGUGGAGAAGAUCAACUGAAAGCAAAAUGCCUGUCCGAUCUGCGAAGACGAAUGAUGUUCAAGCAUUUCUCAAUUGCCCAGUUGGCAUAUAAUAUGGGAAAGUGUGCUGGUACGUAGUUUCGCAGUAGAUGCCGGUCAUAAUGAUCUUUAUUACAUGUAUUGAUGUACUGUAUCUUGAACUGAUUGUCUUAGCUGAGUGCAAUCAUUUUAUUGAUUAUAUCCUUUUUCCGAACAAGUUCACUUGAAAAUAACUUUCAUUCUGUUUUUGUUAAAAGAUUUUGUUAAUACUGGAAAAUUAUUUUGUAUGCAAUUGAUUUUAUUAAGUUAUAGUUGUAUCUGGGUGAUUAUGUAAUUAACUGGAAAUAACUUAAGGCGUAUAUACAGUGUACAUGAUAAGCUUUUUAUUAGGAUUGUCAUUUUGACAUUAUGUUAUUAACUGAGGCCAAUGACCUGAUAUCAGUUUUUCUUACGACGAAACUUAAGCUACAUAUAAAAUGUGGUUUAUUUUUGUAGUUCGACGGCAAAUUAUCAUAUUUGUAGUAUAUAAAUUCAAAGUUUGUCCCUAUUAAACCAAAUGUCUUAUCGAACUAUGUCGUUUUAAUUAUUUUAGAUUCAUCUAAGCAACGUCAACGUUUAAGAGGGAAGAUAUCUAAAGAGAAGGCAGACCUUACGACAUCAGCUUCAUUGUACAACAAUAUUUCAGGAAGAGAUGAUGUCACUAUGGACGAUGUGGCAAAUGGAAUUUUUAGAUGGAAUGAUGAAUUUGAUAGUACAAGCUAUAGUGAAGGUUAGUACGAUAUACAGUUCUGCCAGUACGAAAUUUGUGCAGAAAAGUUAUCCAUUCUACAGAAAUUACACAAUUGUCACGUGAGUCACACUUAGAAAAGCCAUUUAAAUUUCAGAAUUCAAUUGGCGUUGAUUUAUCGGUAGCAAUGUGAACAACUUGAACACAUUACCACUGGAGCUAUAAUUUGUAAGACCUAAAAUUGGCUUUAGUCAAAUCGUAUUUGGUGGAAAAAUCUUUUGCAACGUGACUAUUUCGUGAGUCACCAUGGCAGGACUGUUUUUGUUAGUAAAUUCUUUUGAAGUAAUAUCGAACACGACAAGGAGUGUUUCAUCUGAUAUCCAAACAAGUUUGAAUAUUUUGGGGGUGAAACACUCGAGUGUUUGAUAUGCUGUACAUUCUCAAAUGAAUCAGCAUUUAAAGAGAAAACCAAGACGAAAUUUUGGUUUCCAUUGAUUUUUUUGCCGCAAUCUGCAAAUUUUGCAAAAUUAAUACGUGCAAUUCCACUUUAAUAGAUUUACCAAUCCGGACAAAACGCAUCGUGGCAGAGAAAUGGAUGGAAAAUAAGCGUUUUGAAGAAGAACAGUGCCUAUUGAAGACAGAAAUGUCAAACUUCUUGAUGUUUUACAAGACCCUUCUAUUGUCCCUUAGACGACGAAGAAACGAGUUGCAUCACUUACUUACAGGUAUAGUUUGGGUUAGUUGAAAGCAACUCGUGGCGACUGGUAGACAUGUCUUCAUGGUUGAAUUGUAGCAACUGUGUUAUUUUACAGGAAUACUGUAGUUGUUGUUAAAAUUGUUAUCUUUGUUCUGUUUUUUCGUUUACCUUUAAUAGCUGAUGAGCUUUUGACCGAAAAGAAUGUGCCUGGAAGGUACAGCACUUUAUCAGCUGCGCCUACUGUUAUACAUGGAAACAUUGCACUAAUUAGACAGGGAGAAGAUUUUGCGAUGUCUCAGUUAGCGCGUGGGAUCAACGCCUUCUCCAGUACGUUAGAUUGUAAUGUAGAAGAAUUCCAAGAACUUCUCCAGCUUGAUGAUAGUGAAAGUGAGUCAGAUCAGAAUGCAUCAGGUGAUGAAAGCGAUUCCGAUGUAGAUGAUGAUCUUGGUUGUCACGAACCCCUUUGUAUCCUACCUCAGGACGAUAGUGAUUUGGGAUCUGUGAAUGGAGAAUUAGUGUGUGAAGGUGUCAUUUGUUGGAAAUUACCGGCAUCUGUGAGUCAGAGCACAUUAGGAAAUGAUGGAAGUAACGCUUGUAGCAUUAUUGCAACUUUAUUGGGAUACCGAUUCAUGGAAGGAAAUUUGGAAAUUCCCAAUGAUGUCACUGUACCACUUCCUUUUACAUGGAUCAACACAAUUUGUGAGUGCAUCCACACCGGUAACAUGCUUUAUAACAUCUACCGUGACGCUUUACCGAACAGAUAUCUUUCCAUUGAGGAAGCUAUCGAAAUGCUAUCUGGAGUGAUAACAGCGCAAGUCGAUCUGCUCUUGCCGGUGAGAUAUAUGGAUGAGCACAAACCAUCAACCGUUGAAGAGCAACUGAAGCAGUUGAUGAACAUCGACAAAGGUGUCGCACACCUAAUAAUGCACGAACGUACAUCUGCAUUUCUUAUUCAAGAUGGCAAAAUUGUGUACGUUGACUCGCAUUUACAUCUGCCAUCUGGCGCUGUUCUAGUUUCAGGAUCAAAAGAAACCCUACACAGUUUAUGCAGCUGUGUAUGGAAUUUGGAAGCGUUCGGCGAAACUGAAUUUGGCAAUCUUGCACUUACUUCGUAUCCAAAUGCGUAG